Molecule: messenger RNA, 932 nt
Organism: Callithrix jacchus (white-tufted-ear marmoset)
Lineage: Eukaryota; Metazoa; Chordata; Mammalia; Primates; Cebidae
Source: RefSeq, a predicted model, not a curated record
AACCCGAAGCACGUCAUCUUCAGUCGCCUCUCCGUGUCUGCUGAUCUCGAGUCCCGCAUCUGUGUGGAUGGAGAGAAUGGGGCCGGGAAGUCUACCAUGCUGAAGCUGCUUAUGGGAGACCUGGCACCUGUUCAGGGCAUCAGACACGCUCACAGGAAUCUGAAGAUUGGCUAUUUCAGCCAGCACCAUGUGGAGCAGCUGGACCUAAACGUCAGCGCUGUGGAGCUGCUGGCACGCAAGUUUCCUGGGAGGCCUGAGGAAGAGUACCGCCACCAGCUGGGUCGGUAUGGCAUCUCUGGAGAACUGGCCAUGCGCCCGGUUGCCAGCUUGUCUGGGGGCCAGAAGAGCCGAGUGGCCUUUGCUCACAUGACCAUGCCCUGCCCGAACUUCUACAUUCUGGAUGAACCCACAAACCACCUGGAAAUGGAAACCAUUGAGGCUCUGGGCCAUUCCCUCAACAAUUUCAGAGGUGGCGUGAUUCUGGUGUCCCACGAUAAGCGCAUCAUCAGGCUGGUGUGCCGGGAGCUGUGGAUGUGCGAGGGAGGCGGCGUCACCCGCGUGGAGGGAGGAUUUGACCAGUACCGCGCCCUUCUCCAGAAGCCGUUCUGCCAUGAAGGUUUCCUCUAGGGCCACCAGGCUGAGGACUUGCCCAGGACAUGGACUGUCUCAGACCCCUGGACCACCACCUAGGCAACCAACUCCAGGCCAUGAACUUCCCCCGACUUGGGGAUAGCCUUAUUCCCAAAUGUCUCUCUCCUUUCGACUGGAGCAUCUUCUGCACAACCUUGGGAGCCCAUCCAAAGGUUGGUGAGGACUGGUCUCCCAGGGUACGGGGUCUGGGGGGUGCCCUCCGGGGUUAUAGAUGCCCACACUGCUCCAGCUCUGACUGGACCCCAAGGGGCUGCUAUGUAAAUUAAAUCUCUCCCUGCAUC